GCAUUGUUCACGAUAGGGCUCGCAGCGAAACUGCAACCUGGAAAGAAAAAUGCCUUCCACACGUUCAAAGAGCACCGCAGCCCAGCUUCCCGCCACCAGGAUGAGUUUGAGAAGUUUCCGCAGCGUCCCCCUGGUUACCAUGGAAACAUCAUCCUCUUCCUCCGACGACAGCUGCGACAGCUUUGGGUCUGACGGAGGCUUUGCAAACACGAGGAGCAGCUCUCGACUGUCGAGGCAGAUGGCGGCCAAGCAGAAGGCUCUGUUGAGCACCGUGGAAGAAGAUGCACGUGCUGGCUUUGAAGAAGAGCUCAUGAACAGUCAGAUGAAAGCCAUGAAGGUCGAUCCUGACUCUCAGCCUGCGAGGCGUGGACGCAGGUCCCACCACCUGAAGGUGGCCAUGAGCUUCCCGACCAGGAAGGCGGGCGCUAAUAAGAGGCCGGCAUCCGAACCCCUCCUUCAGCCUCCAGCGGUGAAAUCUGAGGAAGAAGAUGAGGACAACUUCAUGGCCAAGAGGGCCCUGAAUAUUAAAGAGAACAAAGAAAUGCUUGCGAAGCUGAUGGCAGAGCUAAACAAAGUACCCGGACUCUUCCCAAAACCAUCGGCCAUGUCUGCACCUACCACGCCCCGACGUGCACCCCGGCGUUCCGCGCCUGAAACUUGGAGGAGGAACCCCGAGCGUCAGUCCCGUCCCCACACUCGCUCCCGCACGCUGGCGGACGGGCCGCCCAGCCCGACGCCAGAGGAGGGCGAGCCUGAUGAUAAGUUCAGCCUGGUGCGCCGGAGCCGCUACUUUGAGGAAGUGGAAGAGCCGCCUCGCCGCCGCUCCUUCCACGGCAGCAAGGCUUUACCUCAUGUGGUGCGGCCCGUGGACGAGGUGACGGAGGAAGAACUGCAGUGUAUUUGCGACAACGUGCGGGAGAAGGUGUACCACACUGUCCAUGGUAGCACGUGCCACCAGUGCCGCCAGAAAACAAUCGACACCAAAACAAACUGCCGCAAUCCAGAGUGUGUUGGCGUGAGGGGUCAAUUCUGCGGCCCGUGCCUUCGAAACCGCUACGGCGAAGAAGUACGAGAUGCUCUGCUUAAUCCGGAGUGGCGCUGCCCGCCGUGCCGGGGCAUCUGCAACUGCAGCUUCUGCCGCGCCAGAGAAGGCCGCUGCGCCACAGGAGUGUUGGUCUACCUGGCCAAAUAUCACGGCUUUGACAACGUGCACGCAUACCUGAGAAGCUUGAGGCAGGAGCUGGAAGAGAUGAGCGAGUGAUCAGGAGCGACUGGCGACCAGUCCGGGGUGUACCCCGCUUCUCGCCCAAAGUCAGAUGGGAUAGGCUCCAGCAUACCCCCUGCGGCCCUAAUGAGGAUAACGGCGGGUGGAUGGAAACUGCACAAAACAAUGCUCAUGUUAUGUAAAUGAGACUUUUGGUUUGAGCGUUGUACUGUAACUGCUUGCUGCCGAGUCACGAGUUCUAUCAUUGCUUCAAGAUGACAUCAUCAUCACACACACCCGCCUUUCAGGUUUGGCAAAUCAAACUGCAAAAUCGGUAGACAUCAAUCUUAAUGAUUAACUAUCAAUUAAUCACACUCAUCCCUGAAUUUCUGCUCUCGUGUACAGUAGAUCCCCACUUUUGCCAACACAUUUAUAUGGUUUUAAACUUAUUUCAAAUGCUUUUUUUUUAGUUGAAUGGGUAGCCUUCAGAUGGAAAUGACUCAAUAAAAUGUUGAUGGACUGUAUCUUACGCAAAAGAUAUUGAUGAACAAUAGUU
Messenger RNA from Dunckerocampus dactyliophorus (ringed pipefish), 1760 nucleotides. RefSeq names its product cell division cycle associated 7a (gene cdca7a). Lineage: Eukaryota; Metazoa; Chordata; Actinopteri; Syngnathiformes; Syngnathidae. Gene Ontology annotation, cellular component: nucleus. The coding region runs from base 50 to 1261 and encodes 403 amino acids. The transcript is spliced from 10 exons. The record is from RefSeq and is a predicted model, not a curated record. Gene Ontology annotation, biological process: regulation of DNA-templated transcription.